AUGGCACGCACCCUGGCGAUGUCGGAUAUAGAAAGAUGGCCUGGAUUUGAUUCAAUAACAUCUAGCAGGUCGCGACUCAUUCACAAAAUACGCGACGGCUGCAUCCUAGUAGAAGCCGCCAGCGUGGCCAUGAACCCAACAGACUGGAAGUCUAUCGAACGCAGGGCAGUCCCAGGUGUAACCUUAGGCUGCGACUACGCAAGUAUUGUGCAGAAUUCCAAACCAGGAGAUCAAGUCCGUGGGUUUGUCCAUAAUUACGCCGUCCAAAUGGAAGAUGGUGCAUUCGUGGAGUACAUUAGUCCGAAGUUGACCUAUCCUACUUCUACGACCCAAACCGACGAAGUCACGCCGAUUUUCAUCUACAGCGGCUCAACCGCUACAGGGACCCUGGCAACUCAGUUCGCAAAAUUAUCCGGCUACAAGGCGAUUACGACCCAUUCACGACAUAAUGUCGUCCUUGCCAAAAGAUUAGGAACCGACGAAGAUUGCAAAUACCGAGGCGACUAUAGCGCUCUUUUUCCUGCUACCAUUGAGUGUGAGAAUGUAAAACGUCGGUUCAAGGUGGCUUAUACAGCUUUCAGAAAGAGAUUUCAGUUCGGUGGUAGGGCAUUCUUUCCAGCACCGUUGGGUGCCCAUCCCCCUAGGGUCUGCCUUGGCGGGUUGAGCGGUGUUUCGGAGGGUUUGGGAUUGAUGAAGGAAGGCAAGGUUAGCAGGGAGAAGCUUGCGUAUAACGCUGCAGGGACCCUGUAA
Aspergillus ruber CBS 135680 is the source of this 750-nucleotide messenger RNA. RefSeq lists its product as uncharacterized. The coding region runs from base 1 to 750 and encodes 249 amino acids. NCBI's taxonomy places the organism in Eukaryota, Fungi, Ascomycota, Eurotiomycetes, Eurotiales, Aspergillaceae. Gene Ontology annotation, molecular function: oxidoreductase activity, acting on NAD(P)H. The transcript is spliced from 6 exons. The record is from RefSeq and is a predicted model, not a curated record.